AUGCUACGACAACUUCUACUCUGUUGGACAAGUGUUCUUGUUCUUUUCGUAAUUCCAUCAGAAUCUGCACUGAGCUCUGGUUGUGGAAAACCACUUCCAAGUGGUUUUUCUCCAGGUGAGACAAAAUCAAUACAGAUUCCUGCAGCAAAUGGUCAACCCGUUCGUCACUACAAAGUACAUCUCUCAGCUAACUUUCAAAACAAUCGAGGACAUGCUAUUGUCUUCUCUUUCCAUGGCCACAAUGGAGAUAUGGAUAAACAAGAAGAUCUAUCUCAAUUGUCUGAGAAAGGUCUACUUAUCGAUGGUGCGGGAAUCAUUGCCGUCUAUCCUAAAGGAAAGUUAGGAACCGAUGGACAAACUGCUUGGCAAGGUGCACCGUACUCUGCUCCUGGAGUCGAUGAUAUUGCCUUUGUAAAUACAGUGAUCGCUUCAUUACAAAGUACAUUUUGCGUUGAUUCGUCACGAAUCUAUGCAACUGGUAAAAGUAAUGGUGCUGGAUUCGUUAACCUUCUAGCCUGUACACCAUGGAUAGCUGCAAAGUUUGCUGCUUUUGCAACAGUUUCAGCAGCUCUUUACAAGACUACAUUCAAUGGAAAUUGUCCUACUCAACGUGCCGUACCUGUUCUCGAUUUUCACGGUACUUCAGACAGUGUUUCAUUCUAUUAUGGUGGCAAAGUAAACGGUGCAUUUCAAGUCAGUGCAGAUAAUUUUCGACAAGGAUGGGCAUCACGCAAGGGUUGUCAAGAUAAACCGACAAUUUCUCAUUUAUCAAAAGGAAGAGAUCCUCAACAAUUGGUUGAAAUUCAGACGUGGAAUAGCAACUGUAAAGGAAAUAGUAUUGUUAUAGGAUAUAAAAUUACUAGAGGACAACAUGGAUGGCCUCGAACGACAUUACCAGCAAAAUGUAAUGGAAAUUUCGGAACAAAUGAUUGUACAACUACUGUAUUUGAUGCUACAUCAAGUGUUAUCAUUCCUUUUUUUUAA
Messenger RNA from Adineta ricciae, 984 nucleotides. NCBI's taxonomy places the organism in Eukaryota, Metazoa, Rotifera, Eurotatoria, Adinetida, Adinetidae. The record is from the annotation of a GenBank genome assembly.